Molecule: messenger RNA, 1076 nt
Organism: Drosophila serrata
Lineage: Eukaryota; Metazoa; Arthropoda; Insecta; Diptera; Drosophilidae
Biological process (GO): protein folding; protein stabilization; protein import into mitochondrial matrix
Cellular component (GO): mitochondrion
Molecular function (GO): protein-folding chaperone binding; zinc ion binding
Source: RefSeq, a predicted model, not a curated record
CCACACAGCUGUUCGCCUUGUCUCCCAUUCGCUGGUUAUCUCCAAACAUUCGCCUUCUGCCGGAGACGGCGCAGUUCCAAACAAAUCGGGGCAGAAGCAUCAACAGCCAACUGCCCGAAACACCCAGCACGUGCAGCGCCAGAAGACGCACUGCAGCAGAAACCAAAACACAGACGUUUGAAGCCGGAGCAUAGCAUGCAAUGAAUGCAUUGCGCAACAUCUUUACCUCGCGAACGCUCAACUACCUGCGCCAGAAUGGACAGAACGCGAUCCUCAAUGCCACGCAGCAGCAGCCAACGGCUGCAGUGGAGCUCUCCGAUGCCGAAGCCUCGCUGAAGCCGCGUCCCGCUCCGCUCUCCAUACCGCGUUCCAUUCUCGACGCUUGCCACUUCACGGCCAAGCCCUUCGAAGCCGGACGCACUAGUGGCCAGGCAUCCAGUGGUUCGCUGUCGCCGACAACACUGAAGAGAUUCCGUCGCAUGCAGCGCCGCAUGGAGCUGGUGUAUCGCUGCAAGCUGUGCAACACCCGCAACACGAAGACCAUCAGCGAGGAGGCCUACUACAGCGGCGUUGUUAUCCUCCAGUGCGACGGCUGUGCCGUCGAUCAUCUAAUCAAGGACAAUCUCGGUCUAUUUACCGCCAGCGAUGGCAGCGACAGCAGCAGCAUCAGCUCCGGGAUCAGUACCAGCAAGAAUAUCGAUCAGGUGCUCUCCGAGCGGCAUGCUCGCGUCCGUGUGAUCAAGGUGAACGAGCGUGGCGAGCUCAUUUAGGCAUCUAGUCAGGGCAUCAGUACGAAGGAGAAUAUCCACCUGGUGCCUGCCUCUCAGUCAACCUGUGAAUCGUGUCCAAGGAGGACUCACUCAGCCAGGGGGGACAGCCCACGAAGAGCAACUGCAUCUGCACCCGCACCCGCUACAGUACACCUGAACAGCAAGCAAGCAAGACUGUUUGCAAGAAGACAGCCGGCUAAAACUAUGAUAAUUUUACCAUUAUAAAUUGUUGAUUGUUUCCGGGCCCGUGAGUAAUGCCGUGAUUAAAACAACGAACGUCCCAGUGUUCGAAUUCUAUAUAGAAAA